Molecule: messenger RNA, 801 nt
Organism: Rubroshorea leprosula
Lineage: Eukaryota; Viridiplantae; Streptophyta; Magnoliopsida; Malvales; Dipterocarpaceae
Source: the annotation of a GenBank genome assembly
CUGUUUAGUCUCUAAAUACAUUCUAUUUUCAUGGGAAGGGAUUAUAUGUCUGUGAUAAGUCAAAAAGAAACAAGUGAGAUUCAUGUUUUCUAAAAAUAAGAACCAUCAUCAUGCUUACUACAGCCAACCAAAAAAAAAAAAGUUCAUGCUUACCAUAGAAGCAUGUGCCAUUCAUCAUGUUGCAGAACACUACUUAUAUAGAUCAUGCAGUUAUUGGUGAGGAGAUGAUUAUAUGCAUAUAGGAAAUGGCAUUCUUGUGGCUAACAGACAGUUUAUUUUCAUUUCUUAAAUGACAGCAUGAGUCAUUGAGGUACACCAUGGAAUUCAGCUCGCAGCUGUUAGAGAUGUGCACAUUCAAGCGGAUGUAGAAUAAUCAACAGAAGAAAGAAAAACAAUUUCCUUUCCAAUGGACAGGUCGAAGAAAAGAGUAUUUAUUCUUCAAAGGGCGAAGGCAUUGCUGGAACGAGGAUGUUCUAUCCUAAAAUCCAAUUCCCAGGUUGCUUGUUAUGCAUCAUCACUUAACAUUGGAGCAGAUUCUGGCACUGGAGAGAAGAAAAUGUUUGCAUCUUCCAAGUUAUACACCCAAGUCCCAGGUCAAUCUUCUUUGCUGCUAGCUAUCCAAGUUCAACAUUUCCUUGUUAUGGACAUACUCGAACAUCCAAUCAUUCUUUUAGGAGCUUGUGGUAUAAAGACACUGAAGGCAUUUUGUUCGUAAUUGUAUUUUUUAGUUACUAUGCUUUAUGCACAAUCAAGUGGUUUUGUCAUAUGAAUGCUAAUUACUAAGAAAGGGUCUCUUUGUUU